AUGGAUCUUGAAAGAAUCGACAUUGAAUUAUCGCUAUUGGAUAAAGAAGAAUGCGAGAAUGGAGCAAGGAAUAUUUUGAGGAAAAUCAAACCGAAAUGGAAUGGAGAACAAGUCAAAUUUGAAAUUUUCACCGCUGGAAUCACCAACAAAAUCUUCGCCGCUUUUGUCGAUGAAGAGGAUAAAGUGAUUUUUCGGGUAUUUGGGAAAAAUACGGAGAAGAUCAUUGAUCGAGCUCACGAGCUGAAAUCGUGGGCGGUGUUGGCGGAGAAAGGCUUAGCCGCUCCAUUGAUUGGCCUCUUCUCGAAUGGGAUCAUUUGUGGAUAUCUUCCAGGCAAUAAUUUGAAUGUCGAUUUGGUGAGAGAGACGAAAAUGCAAAGAAAAAUCGCCGAAGCGAUGGCGCGAAUGCACAAGAUUUCGAUCGAUUCCAACCCAAAGAAACCGUGCGUUUUCCCGAAAAUCCUCAAUUUCAUCUUGAAUAUCUCUCCAAAAUUUGAAGAUUCGAAAAAACAAAAGCAAUUCGAGGAAUAUUUCACGGGAAUCGAUUUUGAGAAAGAAAUGAAUGAGCUGAGGGAAAUUGUGGAGGAAAUUGAUCCGGAAAUCGGUUUUUGCCACAACGAUCUCCUGGUUUACAAUAUUUUAUUCGAUGAAAAAAGUGAUCGCUUGAGUUUCAUCGAUUACGAGUAUGCGGAUUUCAAUUACACCGGAUUCGACACGGGCAAUCACUUUUGUGAAUGGGGAGGCGUUGAUGAUGUGGAUUUUUCCCGUUGUCCAUCAAUUGACGAAAGAAGAGAAUGGUUGAGAGAGUAUUUGAAAGAAAAGAAAGGAAAUCAACCAACAAAUGAGGAAUUGGAGGCAAAUGUUAGACAAAGUGAUUUAUUCAUGGCGUUAUCCCACCAAUUCUGGGCUGUUUGGGCCCUCGUUCAAGCACAAAACUCGACAAUCGACUUUGACUAUUUAGGAUAUGCAAUUCUUCGCCACAAAACCUACAAAGAAUAUUUGCUGAGAUUCUUGGCGAAU
Messenger RNA from Mesorhabditis belari, 1017 nucleotides. Lineage: Eukaryota; Metazoa; Nematoda; Chromadorea; Rhabditida; Rhabditidae. The record is from the annotation of a GenBank genome assembly.